Molecule: messenger RNA, 1155 nt
Organism: Triticum turgidum subsp. durum (durum wheat)
Lineage: Eukaryota; Viridiplantae; Streptophyta; Magnoliopsida; Poales; Poaceae
Source: the annotation of a GenBank genome assembly
AUGCUCCGCCUCCGGAAAUGCAUCCUCACCCAGCUCCUCCCUUCCUCCUCCGCCUCUCCCAUCUCCCACCUCAGCUGCCUCUUCUCCGCCGCCGUGCCCGCUGUUUCCCCCAACCCUAGCUUCGCCGUGGAGGAGUACCUCGUCGCCACCUGCGGCCUCACCCGACCACAGGCCGCCAAGGCCUCCGCCAAGCUGUCCCACCUCAAAUCCCCCGCCAAGCCCGACGCCGUCCUCGCCUUCCUCGCCGGCCUCGGCCUCUCCGCCGCCGACGUCGCAGCUCUUGUUGCCAAGGACCCGCUGUUCCUCUGCGCCGGCGUCGAGAGAACCCUGUACCCCGUCGUCGUCCGGCUCACCGACCUCGGUCUCGCGCGUCCUGAUAUCGCACGCCUCGUCUCGCUAGCCGGUGAGUAUUUCAGACGUAGAUUUGUUGCCUCAAGGCUACCCUACUUCAUGUCCCUCUUCGGAUCCUACGACAACCUCCUCCGGGUACUCAAGAACAACCCCAAUCUCCUGGGAAGCGACCUCGACAGGGUUGUCAAACCCAACAUCGUGUUACUGCAGGAGUGCGGGCUAGGUGUUUGCGAUAUUGCCAAGCUGUGCAUCCGUGUGCCAUGGAUGCUCAGCAUCAACCCGGAGCGCGUCCAGGCGAUAGUGGCGUCUGCUGAACGACUUGGUGUGCCCCGUGGAUCAAGGAUGUUCAGGCAUGCCUUGCAUGGUGUUGCAUUUUUUGACGACGAGAAGAUCACCGCCAAAGUGGAACUCUUGAAGAAGACGUUCAGGUGGUCAGAUGCCGAGGUGGGUAUUGCUGUUUCUAAGGCUCCAAUUGUGCUGAAGAAGAGUAAGGAAUCACUGCACCGUAGGUCCGAGUUCCUCAUCUCUGAGGUGGGGUUGGAACCUGGGUACAUUGCUUAUCGCCCAGCAAUGCUCAGUUACAGCCUGGAAGGCCGGAUGAGACCCCGGUACUAUGUUGUAAAGUUUCUCAAGGAAAAUGGAUUGCUCAAGCGUGACCUGAGCUACUUUACUGUUUUCAAGGAGUCCGAGAAGGCAUUCAAGGAGAUGUUCAUACACCCUCAUAAGGAAGCUGCACCGCACCUUGGGAAAGACUACGAUGCUGCUUGCAAAGGGGAAGUGCCCACUAAUUUCAGAUUCACGUAA